Molecule: messenger RNA, 3113 nt
Organism: Carcharodon carcharias (great white shark)
Lineage: Eukaryota; Metazoa; Chordata; Chondrichthyes; Lamniformes; Lamnidae
Gene: trappc12
Product: trafficking protein particle complex subunit 12
Exons: 13
Coding region: 369-2786 (805 amino acids)
Cellular component (GO): Golgi apparatus; TRAPP complex
Molecular function (GO): protein binding
Source: RefSeq, a predicted model, not a curated record
AGGCGUAGAGCUCGGCAGUGACGGAACAAUCGGGGCGACGUCAGGUGAGGAACGGGAGGCGGGGGUGCCGGACCCAUCCUUCCAAAACCCCAACUAUUCCCAUCCCCAACAUAUUGCCCACCCCGAAUCGUGAACUCCUCCCCCAUAUAUCGCUAGUCUCCAUCACAUGAGGAGGAGGAGCGGGCACAACUUCAAAGUAACCAAAGUAUGCUUGGUAGAACAGCUUAACCUGAUCCCAGAAAGAAGCCAAGCCAUUCAAAUCAAAUUCAAACAUCCUUGUCAGCUCUACUUGAGUUGGGAAAGUAUAUCUUGGGUUGGUUUGCUCCAAAUUGACAGCCUUUCUGAAGCCAUCAGAGAUAGAGGAAAAGAUGGAAAAUCUUCAACUGGGCUCUGAGGUUACUGAUACCAUAACAUUCAACAUUGGUGAGGAGAUUAAUAAUGAAGAGAAUGUGAACACAGUGCUGCAAGAAUCUCAAACUCAGCAGCAGCAAUUGCUUUUUGGAACAGAAAACAUUGACCUAGGUGCAGAUGAAUUCAUUUCUGAGACUACAGAUAAAAUAUCUGAUACGUGUCCAAUGAAUCUCAUGGAUAAACUUAAUGAUCAGAUGAUGGAGAGUGUAAUAAUAUCUGAUUCGCCUAGUAAUAGUGAGGGUGAUGCAGGAGAUCUAGCAAUCCUGCAUGACUGUGAAGAGGCUUUAGAGAUUGGGUGUGGUGAUGUCCAGGCAGUUGAUUCCAAGAAUAAGGAUUAUAAAGAGACUUCUUCUGAAGACAGUGAACCUACAGAUUCUGUAGUACACGAUAAUGAUGAGAGGACUCUAACACAAGAUGUGAUGUCUGUCCCACAAAAUCUGGAACUAGCAGUCGGGUCAGAAGAAGAGCAUCAAGUAACAAAUGAGAGUCUUGAAAAUGGGUCAAAAGGCCAGGUUGAUUCAGAAUUUCAGGAGAAGCAGACCCUGAUACCAGUUACCACUCAAUUAUCCAAGGAUGACCAUCUGCCUGUGUGCACCAUUUUCAGCCAGGACAAUCAGUCUAAGGCCCAGGUUCAUACUCCUUUGAAAGCAGAUGGUUAUGAACCUCAGAUGGUGAAAUCUCCUAGCUUUGGGACAAUUAUUGACACUCCUAGUAAGCCUGCAUUAUUUGGGGUUCACCCUAGUCCUAGUCUAAGCAAAUUUUUCACAGAUGAUGCCAGUUCAAGUUCAUCAGCAGCAGAAUUUUUUGACUCCUUUACAUCAACCUCUUUCAUUUCUGUUAGUAAUCCAAAUGCUAGUGCUUCAGUACCUGAUAGAUUGUCAUCACUUUCUUCCACGGGGAUAGCCAGUCCACAUAAUGGCACAAACCAAUCUUUUAUCAUAGGAAAUGAUGUCACACCUUCAUCAGCAUCAUCUACUGAAAUAUCUUUGUCACCUAAACCCUUUUCCCAGCUCCAAGCAGCAUUUGCAGGAAGCGAUGAUCCCUUUGCAACAGCAUUGAACAUGAGCGAGAUAGACAGGCGGUAUGAUGCUUGGCUUCCAUCUGAGGAGACUAGGAAGAUUCUCAUUUCUGUAGCUACUCAGCAGUACAGCGCAGUAUUUAUAGAAAAGGAGAAGUUGACCAUGCCAGGCCUGAAGUUCGACAAUGUGCAAGGUGAUGCCGUCAGGGAAGUAAUGCUGCGGUUUUUGGGCGAGCAGGCUGCAAUGAAGAGACAAGCUUUGACUGCAAAUGCUGUGGAGCAGUCCUUUGUGGGACUCAAGCAAUUAAUAAAUACUAAGAACUGGAGAGCUGCCGUUGAUCUCUGUGGCAGACUACUCACAGCACAUGGUCAAGGCUAUGGAAAAAGUGGUCAGCCAACUAACCACACUACAGAUUCUGUGCAGCUGUGGUUUGUGCGACUAGCCUUGUUGAUGAAGCUGAGUUUGUUCCAAAAUGCCGAAAUGGAAUUUGAGCCUUUCGGGAGUCUCGACCAGCCAGACCUGUACUACGAGUACUAUCCUCAUGUGUACCCAGGACGCAGAGGGUCCAUGAUACCAUUUUCUAUGAGGGUCCUUCACGCAGAACUUCCACAGUAUUUGGGGAAACCACAAGAAUCAUUGGACAGGCUGCAUUCCAUGAAAGUAACUUGUCUAAAGGUUAUUGAUAACCUGGAAAAUGGACUAGCUGAAGAUGGAAGUAUGAUCAGCGUAGCCCCUGAGAACAGACAAGCUUCUAUGCAGUUGUGGAGGUCACGUCUGGGGCGUGUGAUGUACUCCAUGGCAAACUGCCUGCUGAUGAUGAAGGACUACGUACUUGCGAUUAACAUGUACCACUCAGUCAUCCAAUACCAACCGGAACAAGAGCCUCAGCUUCUAAGUGGCAUAGGAAGACUACUUUUGCAGAUUGGUGACAUCAAAACAGCUGAGAAAUAUUUUCAAGAAGUUGAGAAAGUAUCUCCAAGGUUAGGAAAUGAAUUGCAGCAGAAUAUAAUCAUUCAAAUGAACAGAGCAUUCCUCCAUCUUGGUCAGAAUAACUUUGCUGAAGCCCAUAAAUUCUUCACUGAAGUUACCAAAUUAGACCCAAGCAAUCCAGUGGCGAAUAAUAAUGCAGCUGUAUGUUUGCUGUACUUGGGAAAACUGAAGGACUCCCUCAGGCAGCUGGAAGGACUUGUACAGCAGGAUCCCAAACACUACCUGCAUGAAAGUGUUCUUUUUAAUCUGACCACUAUGUAUGAGCUUGAAUCCUCUCGUAGUAUGCAGAAAAAGCAGAGCUUGCUGGAGUCGGUGGCCUGUCGUGAAGGAGACAGCUUUAAUAUUCAGUGUCUAAAGCUACUGUGAAACUGCACAUUUUGUCCAGUUUGUAAUUAGCCAUUGUAACUUUAAAGAUGUAAAUGUGUAAAUAUUUUAAUAUUUUAACUACAACUGAUACUGUCUGUAUUCCAUGUAAACGAUCUGGAAGUGGAGUAUCUUGCAACAACAGCUUCUGUUUUGGUAGCAAUAAGAGAACAGAUUCAGAUUUCAAUUCCCCGCUCAAUUUUGUAUUUUUUUUUUGCUCCUUCUGCUGGUCCUUUCACCAUACAUCCUGACCAGGGCUGCUCUGAAUUGGUUGUUAGGAGAAUGAGAAGAAUGCUGUGUAAUUUUAAAUAAACACAAAUAUGAAAAUCA